UUACCAUAGAAUACAGCCCACUUCCGACGUUUACUUCAAUUUUACGAUCAACUUAAACAUUGGUUUACUUCGCCAUUGAACCCAUAGGAUAGUCCAAGAUGUCUGCAAGGAAAGUUGUGGCCUUGCUUGUGACAUUUGUACUGUAUCUCCUCCUUGGAGGAGGUGUUUUCCACUUGUUGGAAGAAGCUGAGGAGACACGGCUGCGAGAAGAGGUUUUUACUCUGCAGGAAACGUUGUCAAGUAACGCGAGUGAGGAGGCGUUAGCGGGCCUCUGUAUCACCGACAACACCAGCGACGAUUCACACGGAAGUGCCUGUUGUGUCCCGCAAGAAAACAUUCGACAGAUUCUAGAAAUCAUCGAGGUCACUGUGAUCUGGAAGCUGGCUAACCUGAGUGAAAACAACGGCACCUGUGUCCAUUUAGAACACAUCCCCAUGGUCGUUCUCUCUCUGGACGAGAUAAACACUAUUGUGGACGUCGUUUCUCUAGCGAUAGAUCGAGGCCUGGAUCCGAGGAGCACGCCGGAGAAUAACUCUCCGCCGCGAUGGAGCUUUUGGGGAGCGGUCCAGUUCAGUGUGACGCUCCUGACCACCAUUGGAUACGGCAGCAUGGCGCCGUCAACUGCGGGAGGACGGGCGUUCUGCGUCCUGUACGGACUUUUCGGCAUUCCCCUGACAGCGGUUCUUCUAGGGAAGGUAGCUCACGGGUUAGGCGGCGUGGCCAUACGCCUCACUAACAAAAUCAACCGGUUUAAACCCUCCUGGAAUAACGAGACCGUAAGUACGAUUGUUACGGCAACCUUUGUAGUCGUUGGUUUGGCCAUUUUCGUCCUCCUCCCCGCUCUAACGGUGUCGAUCAUAGAGGAAUGGGUCUACCUGGACGCUCUGUACUUCAUGUUCGUGUCUCUCAGCACCAUCGGGUUUGGAGACUAUCUUCUAGGUGAGAGAAGAGACAUCAACUACUCGAUCGUCUACACGCUGUUGCUAACGCUGUGGAUUCUUUUCGGACUCGCAUUUCUGGCCCUGAUCUUCGACGUGAUCACCAGAGGUAUCGAAAAGGUGGGUGAGGAUAAAGUUGAGGACCAGCAGAUGGUUGAGGAGAGCACAGGCGACAACGACAAGCCCGAGGGAGACUGUGAGGUCCAAACGGUUACAGGCAGCGUGGAAAGCGUCAGCAGCCACACUACGACUACCUCUCUGUAA
This is a messenger RNA of Branchiostoma belcheri (Belcher's lancelet), 1202 nucleotides long. Its product is annotated as potassium channel subfamily K member 10-like. Gene Ontology annotation, biological process: stabilization of membrane potential; potassium ion transmembrane transport. The transcript has a single exon. Gene Ontology annotation, cellular component: membrane. The coding region runs from base 99 to 1202 and encodes 367 amino acids. Lineage: Eukaryota; Metazoa; Chordata; Leptocardii; Amphioxiformes; Branchiostomatidae. Gene Ontology annotation, molecular function: potassium ion leak channel activity. The record is from RefSeq and is a predicted model, not a curated record.